This is a messenger RNA of Cephus cinctus (wheat stem sawfly), 2361 nucleotides long. It is a transcript of the gene hig, whose product is annotated as locomotion-related protein Hikaru genki. Lineage: Eukaryota; Metazoa; Arthropoda; Insecta; Hymenoptera; Cephidae. The transcript is spliced from 9 exons. The record is from RefSeq and is a predicted model, not a curated record. Bases 257 to 1648 code for a protein of 463 amino acids.
ACUUGGGGGGUUGUUAGCACCGCGGUGUCAGUCCACCAAGGAAGCUAUCCCAGGUUCAGUCUCGCAUCGGCCAUCCACGAGGUCGGACACGUUUGCCGGCUCUUGGCUUAACAUGUAGAGAAAAUUCUGUAAGCCGUAUGAGAUUCCUACGCGACCGGGUUGUCACUUCAGUUAACGAACGCUUUCGGAAGAUGAUUUGAAUUUGUUUGGUUAAGUGCGCGUGACAGUGAAAACAACGCUGAGUGCCUGAUCGACGAUGAUACUUAUCACGAAUGCAGUUACCCUUGUGUUUAUCAUCUACAUCGCAGCUAAGGGACUCUGUCAUGCGAAGCAAGAUAUCGAGGAUCUACGGCGUGGCUGCAGACUGGAGGGUUUGCAUCCGUUGCUCAUCGUCACCUACAAGAACAUCAUGGUUUUCGCGGAUAAGAUUACGGUGCCCCAUGGCGAGCGAGUAGCUCUGAGAUGUCGCGAACUUGGAAGAUACAAGCUAAUAGGCGACUCGGUGCUGCACUGUCGUAACAGCGUGUGGAACGGUACACUGCCAACUUGUAUUCCAACGACGGCCAUAUCCAACUACACUGAAGACGUACCGCCAACGAUACUUUUCGGAUUGCCUGCUGGUUCCGCAGCCGUCGACCCUUCUGGCGCUCUUGCAGUAUUCCCAGGAAGUAUCCUACACCUGGAGUGUCUCUUUGCCAGAAAACUAGGUAACCCAGAGUGGACGUGGACAUCUACCUUUCGACAAUAUUUAACUGGAUGGGCGAUAGCUGCCUCGGAAAGAGAUUGGAAAUAUCGUUUGUCGAUAUACUACGCGAAGGCCCAGGAUUCAGGGAUUUACACGUGCUCGACACCCAGAGGAUUGACUAACUCUAUACGGGUUCGUGUGUUAGACGUUCACUGUCCUAGUUUGCCAACACUGACGCCACCCUUGAUCGGCAAGAUAGAGGGUGCACGUAUGGGUCAAAGUGCUACGUUCGAGUGUCCCGAGGGACACAGGUUAGAGGGUGUAUCCAGUAUGACCUGUCAAUAUAAUGGACAAUGGUCAGCCAAGGUACCACAAUGCGUAGCCAUACUCUGCCCUGAGGUCAAGCCUGCCAACGUGAAGCUACAGCUUCUCGAGCACAACAACAGCUACGGCGGUAGGGUUGUUUUUGCCUGUAUGUGGGGACACAGACUCAGCGGAGCACAGAGCAUCAGGUGCGAUGGCGAUGGCACAUGGAAUGGUACCAUGCCAACGUGUUCGGAGAUCACGUGUGCACCGCCCUCGGCGCCAAGAAGCGGUCAGAUCGUCGAGCACGAGCGACCUUCCGGUAAGAAGCGUGGACGUGGACACAAGGUAGGCGCCUUGGUGAGAUUCGCCUGUCUGCCAGGUCAUCAGCUCCUAGGCGAGGCUUCCAUCAUCUGCACGGAAAAUGGCACGUGGUCGCAUCAACCCCCAGUUUGCGAGGUGAGAUGUCCUUAUCCCGGUGAUCCACCUCAUGGCAGGAUAGCGCCUCUCAAGUUCUGGUACAAGCCCGGUGACAAUAUACAGGUCACGUGUUCACCGGGAUACGUCACGCCCUUUGAACCUGUGAAGAAGCCAACCUGUCGUGAGAACGGUAUCUGGAGCGGACCACCACCUCCUUGUAGAUCCUACCGGGACGUUUGAUAAGUCCCGUGUACGCUGGGACUGCAUUGCGCCACUGAUGAUCGGCACCAGGAUGCCAGGGGAUCCAGGGCAUAAUUAAUUUGCCGGUAAUCCGGAGUGAAGUGGAAUCGAGUGUCAGUGGGGAAACUGAGUAUGGCGUAUACGUUUGGGAAGUACCUAAUGGCGGAACUGAUACUAAGAGGAACAAUCAAGACGCCCAGUGGAAGUUUCAAUUGUAUAUGAUGCUUGAUGAUAAGAGUGACAGCCAAGAAGGGAUUGGCUUCCCCUUUUAAUUCUUCAUGAUGAUCUUUAGAGAUUCGAGCUAAGGUUGUACCGAGGUCUGAGGUCUUAAACUGGUGCGUGGUUUUUGCCUGUUGCGUAUACUGACACGAGCACCAGAGGGGUCGUUGGUAAAAUGGCGGUGGUGCGUCAGCAGGAGAGAAAGAUUAAUUAAGCUCCUUGUAUCUCGCGCGUGUAAAUAUAAUUCCAGUGUGGUGUCAGUUGUGUAAAUUAAGUUAGACUAUUAGCCUACCACCUUUAUAUAUACAUAUAUGUUACCGCAUAUAUGUAUAAAGUACAUAAAUACGACAUACGUAGAACUUAGGAUAUACGAAGGUUGCAUUGGACGUUGGGGCAUCCUAUAGGAUUUAAUUAGCAAUCUAAUCCUAAGAGAUAUUUUAGAGUCUUUCCUUUCAUAUCGAUGUAUAAUAAAGGUACCGUUUAUUCUUUAAUAA